UCCAAGCUAUCGGCAGCCAAAGAGCGGCCAUUCUUUUCUCGGUCAAUGGUACGGUGUGUACGGAUUUCUUUUGUUCCAGCCUUAUAAUUGAACUGGCUGAGCCGAAAAUUUCCAGAACAAAGUGCCUAUUAUAACCAAGUGAUAUCGGGCCGAAUUGAAUAGGUCAAGUGCCGGGGUAUUGUUAUAGCGAGAUUCGGAAAAAUAAACAAUCGAAAGUGUUUUUCUUUUCUUUGCGUGAUCGUUCGGUUCGGCUAGUGCGUUUAUCGUAAAACUCGCACUAUGAAUGGGGAAUCGGAUAUCGGGAGCACCGAUGAGUCGGGAAUUGUGCUAGAUGAUUCCAUCAGUCUACUGGUCGAUCAGGAUCAAUCGGGGACGAUCGAUCUGCAAAACGGUUCCACGGUGACCUCUGUUCUGAUCGAUGACCAGUGGCCAAGCCACCACAUUCUGGUCGAGGGUGUCGACGAGUUUGGUAGCACCGUGGCUUUUCUCGCGGACACUAUGAGUGUACACGGAACCGAAGGCCAACAGGGCCCGGACGAUUCGGGGACAGCUUCGACGGCAACGGUGCUAGCCGUUCUGGAAGAACCCCAUUCGGAGGAAUCGGACGAAGAGGUCAAACGGGCCAUCGAUCAGUACUACAGCCAGCUGGAAAUGCGAGCUGUUGCGGCCUCAUCCGCCGAUGAAGAGGACGAGGUCGAUCCGGGAACCGAUCCCGAUGACAAUGCCUUCCUCAGCAAGUAUCUGAUCCAGUACAAGCUGGCAUCGAUGAGGCAAAGCACCGCCGACGAGAUGCUGACCAUGGAGUCUGACAUGAAAGGCGGCAUACUGCACGCCACAAUGCCGCCACAUCACGCGGCAUCGCUGCAUAGUCAUUCGACUUCACCAUACGGGGCCUUGGGAUCGUUGAGUAUGAUGAAUAUCGGCCAAUCGCAGCUGGGAAGUCAUCAAUCUCAGCACCUGGGACACCAGCAGCACCUGUCCCAUAGCAAUAACGGCAGUUCGUACGGGCAGACCCACUCGAAUCCGCAUGGUUCUCCGCUGCAACCGGGAUCGGGUUUGAGUCCAAGUGGCCCCACGCCAACUUCCCAGCAGCAAACACCCCCAUCAACGGGACUAGGCAAUCAUCACAUUACCUCGACGGGUCAAACGCACACGCAUAUCGGUUCGGGUGGCACCGUAAACCAUAACAACAACAAUACGACCAAGGCCCAACAGAAUGCCGAUCGCGUGAAGCGACCGAUGAAUGCCUUCAUGGUUUGGUCACGUGGCCAGCGGAGAAAGAUGGCUUCAGACAAUCCAAAGAUGCACAACUCAGAAAUCUCCAAAAGACUGGGAGCUCAGUGGAAGGAUCUUUCCGAAUCGGAAAAACGCCCGUUCAUCGAUGAAGCGAAACGACUACGAGCCGUUCACAUGAAGGAACAUCCCGACUACAAGUACCGUCCACGUCGAAAGACGAAGACGCUCACGAAAACCAAGGAGAAGUAUCCGCUAGGAGUUGGUUCCUUGCUGCAGUCCAGUGAAAGUAACUCGAUUCGGAACAAUAACUCGAUCUCGGCGGCUCAACAGGCUGCAGCGGCCGCGGCUGCCAAUCGCGAAAUGUACCAAAUGCCACCAAACGGAUACAUGCCCAACGGGUACAUGAUGCAUGAUCCCUCAGCCGCCGCUUAUCAAUCUCAGCAACAUUACAUGAGCAAUUAUCAUCGAUACGAUAUGGGCCAGAUGCACAACGCUGCCUCCACUGGUUCCCUGAACUCCUACAUGAACGCCACCGGCUACGGAAUGUACGGAACCGUAUCCGGCGGUCAGACUUCACCUUAUGGCCUGCAGCAGCCCGGCUCACCUUACAGUACAAUCCAACAGCAACCCGGAUCGCCGUAUGGCCUCAAUCAACCGGGCAGCCAAAUCUCCUGCCAAAGCCAUAGUCCCAGUGAUUCCAGCGUCAAAUCUGAACCCGUCUCGCCUAGUCCAACGUCCACCAACAACAACCUGAUAAUGAAGCGAGAGUACGGCCAACCUGCCGGUCCAGAUCUAAGCCACCUCAUCAACAUGUACCACGUGCCGGACAUGCAAAGUUCGGAACACCAGCGAAACCUAAUGCAACACUAUCAGCACAGUGCAUCACCGGAUCUACAGUCCCAGCAGCAGCAGGUCCUCCGAACGAUGGCCCCAAUCUCGCACAUGUGAGACUUGGCCAGUUCCAUAGGGCUGCAAUCAACGUCCUCAACAUCACCGGCGGCCCUGGUACCACCACUAUCGCCGGUCCUCAACUCUGGAUCGGCGUCAACCGGUGCAGUAUCAUCGCCGCUGUUCCACGGCCCAGUAUCAAACGCAGCGCCAUUGCCGGGACAAUCGUCCUCUUCUUCGUCUUCAUCGCCGCUGUCCUCGUAUCGACACCACCAUCAUCACCAUCACCACCACCACCUGGCGAACGGAAUCGGCGUUGGUGGUGCCGCAGCCUUGGUGUUGGGAUCUGGUGGCGGGGGCGGAUCCAGCAGUAGCAGUUGUAGCAAUCUAAGCCUUGGCCAUAACCUCAACACAACUUCCGUUCCGUCCCCGACGGCGCCCGGGGACCACAGCGGCAGUAGCCUAGGACAUCAGCUUCAUCACCACAUCGUCAGCAAUUGUGUUAGUACCGAUAGAACCAAUCACCUGAUGGACAUAUCGCCACUCUAAUCUUCACUUUACCACCCAUCAUUUAUGAUUUAAAUGCUAAACAAAAAAAAAAGAGAAAAGAGAAGUCCUGUUCUAUUCCCCCAGAAUAAAACCCCAAUCCCCCUCCUCCCCAUAAACCCAUCCCCAAACACGCGAUGGCGAUUUGUUAAGUUUGAAUUAUCCUUGUAAAUUUUGGUCCCUAAAUCCCAGUUCACGAUUUCUGACACAAUCGAACGAAGAAAAAAACAAAAAGUCCGUUCCGCCGGGUACUCGAGCCGGAUCCCGGACACGGCGCGAGAGAAUAGAAGAAACCACUGUGUGAUAUUAUUUUCCAUUGCAUAUAAAGAAAAGAAAAAAAAAACAAGAAAAACAAAAACAAAGAAACGAAAUAUGAAUUAUUGUAAUAUGUAUAUUUUGGAUUAAUCUUUAUUUUCCAAAAAAAAACCCCAUCCAGUAUCGAUUAGCGCGAAAAAGAGAUGAAAAGUUGAAUUAGUUUUAUUCAAUACAUUAUUAGUUUGUAGAUUCUUUUUAUAAUUUUAUCAAGAAAAAAUCAAAACGUAAAGCAAACAAAAACAAAUUAUUAAAAAAAAACAAGAAAAACCAACAAACAAACGAAAAGUUCGCCGUUGUUACUGAUGAUCUUUCUGUGUACUCUGUUAGCGACUGCUAGCGUUUUUUGAGAUAAAAAAAGAACUGAAAUAAAAAAAAAAUGAAAUACCCUAUAAAAAAAAC
This is a messenger RNA of Uranotaenia lowii, 3384 nucleotides long. RefSeq names its product transcription factor SOX-3-like. Gene Ontology annotation, molecular function: RNA polymerase II cis-regulatory region sequence-specific DNA binding; DNA-binding transcription factor activity, RNA polymerase II-specific. Gene Ontology annotation, biological process: regulation of DNA-templated transcription; anatomical structure morphogenesis; cell differentiation. The coding region runs from base 280 to 2184 and encodes 634 amino acids. Lineage: Eukaryota; Metazoa; Arthropoda; Insecta; Diptera; Culicidae. The transcript has 3 exons. The record is from RefSeq and is a predicted model, not a curated record.